AACUUCCCGCCAUGCUAUUCGACGAGAUCACAGGCCCAGCGUGCUUAGUAGUUAUCGUGAGAGUUUGAUGUUCUGUUGUGGUUGAGAAGAUGGCUGCCGGGACUGGAAAACACAAGCUGUUGAAUAUUGGUCCAACAGAACCAUGGUCUAUUCGGGAGAAACUUUGUCUUGCUUCUUCAGUAAUGCGGAGUGGCGACCAGAACUGGGUAUCAGUGAGUCGUGCCAUCAAGCCCUUUGCAGAGCCAGGUCGCCCUCCUGAUUGGUUUUCUCAAAAGCACUGUGCCUCACAAUAUUCUGAACUGUUGGAAACUACAGAAACCCCAAAGCGAAAAAGAGGGGAAAGAGGUGAAGUAGUGGAGACUGUGGAAGAUGUUAUUGUACGGAAACUGACAGCUGAAAGAAUUGAAGAACUGAAAAAAAUGAUUAAAGAGACUCAGGAGAAAUACAGGAAACUGAAGAAAGAAGCAGAACUUAUUCAGAGUGGUCAUUUGGACAGCAAGCUGGAAGACCUGUGGAAUGAGACUUUGGCCAAAAAGAAGCAAGAAGAAGAGGAGGCAGAAAUGAAGAGAAAGGCUACAGAGGCUGCAUAUCAAGUUCGUCUGGCAGCUAAGAACAUUCCUCGCAGGACUAGCACAAUGAGUCGCUCCUCUGUGGGAUCCUCAUCUCCAGGAGGAGAGUUUGGCUUAGUGGACUUGACACCAAUUAACAAUGAGGAGGGAAGUGUGGGGGUAAGUGUGGGAUCAUUGUCGAGCACCUCAGUUCCGACUUUCAUUGGAAUUCCUGAUACCCCUCCUCCUGCUUCCGCCCCCCCGGAAUCCCCGUUGACCCCUGUGAUGGACGACUCUCCCCAGAAAAAGAUGGCAGGACAGAAAGCAACUCCUCCCCCUUCCCCGCUGCUCUCGGAGCUUCUGAAGAAAGGCAGUCUGUUGCCUUCGAGUCCCCGGCUGGUAUGGAAUCCCGACCCUGGUGACCGCAGAGAGUGCCCCGAAACUUCCCAUAGUAAUAGGGAGGAACAUUUGCUUGGUCAAAAUUUCCUGCCAUACUCAUUUCCUUCUUUUCAGGUGAGUGAAGGUGAAAUGGCUUUAACAUCUGGCAACAGUGCCAAUUCGGGUGUUCUCAUGGAUGUUGGAGUUUUGCCGACUCUUCACGGUGGGGAUAUACAUUCUGUACCAGGAACAAUCCCAGCAUCACCAGCCGCCUCAGGUGCUCCCACUUUGUCCCGGCUUCUAGAAGCUGGUCCUGCACACUUUGCUGCUCCUCAUGCUUCAUUCUCUACUGCUGCCAAUGAAUCUCCAUCUAAAUCUUUACUGGCUCCUAUAGAGUCUCAGGCAACUAUUGUAAUGAUGUCAGCUUUGCCAAUGACUCCUUCUGUCCCAGUGACUCAGCAAGACAGCAAUGACUCUGCUUCAGAUCCUCACUCCAUCUCAGUAUCUAUGGACAGCAGUGACAUCUCCAUGAUAAUAGACUCAAUCAACAAAGAGUGCUUGGCAAGUAGCGAUGGGGUUAGACAGUCCAAAGAUGAGACCUCAGAAGGCAAGGCAGAUCUGGACCUUUCUGAGAAAAUGGACAUGGAAGAACUUGACUUUGAAACUGUUGGUGACAUAAUUGCCAUUAUUGAAGACAAGGAUGACCAUCCAGAGGUGUUGGAUGUGGCUGCGGUUGAAGCUGCUCUCUCUUUCUGUGAGGAAAAUGAUGACCCCCAAGCACUUGCAGGUCCCUGGGAUCAGCCUGUCCAAGAACAUACAUCUAAUAGAGAUACAUUAGGGCAGUCACUAAUUUCAGGGGCCAAAGAGUCAGAAAGCUUAAUGAACAUCAUAGAAAUGAGUCAUGAAAUAAAAGCUGAGCCUCCGGAGCCUGACCUAGAACCAACUCAGGAGGAGGCUAUUUCACUCACUUCUCAACCUGUUUAUCUUGGACACACUGAAGAUCUGAAAGAACAAAGAGGAAACACUGAAAAUGAACAUGUUAAGGAAGAGGAAGUAGACCAAGUGAAAACAGAGGAGCCCUAUCAUGAAGCACCACAGAGCCAGGUAUUUCCAAAGGAAGAAGAGGCUGAAAUGGGAAUAGAGCAAACUCCAUUAGUAACUGACACAGUUAAAUCAGAGCCACACCCAGGCAGCCUUCACAAGGACUCGCAAGAGGAAGAAGAGGAGGAUGAUGUGACAAGUGAGGCUGGUAGCCCAGAGGAACCAAAGGAAGAAGAGCCCGGAGAGGAGUAUCUCUCUGAGAUGGAUAAUGAGCCACCAAUAAGUGAGAGUGAUGAUGGACUUAGUAUUCAUAAUGCACAACUUCAGUCCCACACACUGGCUGAUUCUAUUCCUAGCAGUCCAGCAUCUUCCCAGUUCUCAGUUUGUAGUGAAGAUCAAGAGGCAAUACAAGCUCAGAAAAUCUGGAAAAAAGCUAUUAUGUUGGUGUGGCGAGCAGCAGCUAACCACAGAUAUGCCAAUGUUUUCCUGCAGCCUGUGACAGAUGAUAUAGCCCCUGGCUAUCACAGCAUUGUACACAGACCUAUGGAUUUAUCUACAAUAAAGAAAAACAUUGAAACUGGAUUAAUCAGGAGCACUGCAGAGUUUCAACGAGAUAUUAUGCUCAUGUUCCAGAAUGCAGUCAUGUAUAAUAGCUCUGACCAUGAUGUGUAUCAUAUGGCUGUUGAAAUGCAGAGAGAUGUGUUGGAACAGAUCCAGCAAUUUCUGGCCACCCAGUUAAUCAUGCAGACAUCAGAGUCAGGCAUAAGUGCAAAAAGUCUAAGGUUUCGAGAUUCAACACGCAAGCAAGAUGCUUCAGAGAAGGACAGUGUCCCCAUGGGCUCUCCUGCCUUCCUUCUCUCUCUCUUUGAUGGAGGUACACGAGGCCGCCGUUGUGCUAUUGAAGCAGACAUGAAAAUGAAGAAGUGAGGUGUACCCAUCUAGAAAAUCAGGCGCCAUAAUGAUUGAGUGAUCUGUUAGAAAUAGAAGAAUAGAUUGCCAUUCCAGUUGAAGCAAAACACUCCCAAACAAAAUAGAUUGGUUUUUGCCACAAGCAAAUUCCAUUCACCUAUUAAAUUGUUGUCAAUAUAUUGUGAAUAACUUGUAAAUAAUGUACAGUAAAACUAUGUUUAAACAACUGUCUUGAUUUUGUUUUGAAUUGUCCAAAACUGGAAAAAGUUGCUGUAAUUGAAAAUAUUUAUUUGCGCAAUUUGUACUACAGUAUAUAGUACAUUUUAGCCUUGUGUAACUAUGUAAAUUCACUCUGCCCUGGAGGAGCCUUUUUCUUCUUACUGACUCUCACCUCCUGGGGUAAAAUCUAAUUUCAGUUCUUUGGAAAUAUGUGAGAAUUCUUUAGCCUGUGUUAAUCUUCCCCCCCCCACUGUCUAUUUAUAGACAAUGCUUUAGUAAGUGAUUUCAAGCUGUUAUUUUUGCUCGUUGGCAGAACUCAUAUUUAAAUGGACCGUAACAUCAGUAAAUAAAAAUACAUUUAACUAUAUACAUUUAACUAUAACUAUAUAGCUUACUAGCUGCAUAAGGGAAUAUUUUUCAUCAUACUUCCUUCCAGUCUUUGAUUUUGGUAUAGGCAUGGUCACUGUUCAAUCUAUAACAACUGUUGUAGAGGCUGAGGAGAUUAAAAAAAAAAAAAAAAGUUGAGUAUGCUAUAUAGCCAAUGUGCUUUUUAGGGUGAUGGCACAGAGAUUCUGGCAAAAAUAGUUUUGCAUUGGCAUACUCCCCUACUAAAACAUAUGAAUCAAGUAACCACUGUAAAUAUUGUCUUCUCAGUCAUUUGUAUGCCUAGGCCUCAAGAAAAGAAGACAGAAAAGGAAGAAGAUUGUGGAGGAUCAGCUUCUAUGGAAAUACCCCUGGCCUGAGCAGUUUUCUGCUAAAAGGAACACUGGCCUGGGGUAUCAGGUCAUUAUAAUUUAAGGGGAUGUCUAACAUUUUUAACUUUAGUUCUCUUUUAAAAAUAAAUCAAUUCCUUUUCUCAUUCACUAAACUAUAUACAUUGUUUUAAGGCAAAUAAAAAUAUUUUUUUGAUGAUAGUGUCACUUUUUAAAGGUAUCUAUAAUUUCUAUUGGCAGAGCUUUUGUGGGCAGUUAAUGAAUACGCUCUAAAGUUCCAUUGAACACAACUGAACUGGACAGAGAGGUUUAGAUAAAGAUGGCUGAGUACAGCAGUCUUAGUAGUAACAAUAAAAGCAUUAUUAUAUAGCCAGGAUAGAAAUAAAUACUAUAUCAGGUCAAAUAUUUUAUAUUUUUGUUGUUACUGGCUCUUGAUAAUGUACAGGUUCCAGUUAUAAAAUCCGAAGGCUUUUCUAUCCAUUCAUGUUUCAGCCUUGUAAUAUGUUUGUUUUCAACAAGGCUGAUUUUGUUUGUAAAAAUAGAGUAAAUAUUAGUUUUGUAAGACUCAUCAAUGAAUUUAACUAUGUUUGUCUGCUGCAUUUCAUCUGCAGUGUUCUGCAUUACGCUGUUAGUGUAGAUAAUGGACUGUAUAGUUUGUUGUUUGCACUAUUGUGGACUCCCCUGUGUUUGGUAUUUAUUUGUGUGUUGGUUCCCGUCUGUCUCCUAAAUAUCUUGUUUUGCAUCUUUUGACUGUUAACCCCA
This is a messenger RNA of Xenopus tropicalis (tropical clawed frog), 4570 nucleotides long. RefSeq names its product bromodomain containing 8 (gene brd8). The record is from RefSeq and is a predicted model, not a curated record. Lineage: Eukaryota; Metazoa; Chordata; Amphibia; Anura; Pipidae. The coding region runs from base 90 to 2894 and encodes 934 amino acids. Gene Ontology annotation, cellular component: nucleus. The transcript has 21 exons.